Tarenaya hassleriana is the source of this 2884-nucleotide messenger RNA. Its product is annotated as pentatricopeptide repeat-containing protein At2g01860. Bases 724 to 2202 code for a protein of 492 amino acids. NCBI's taxonomy places the organism in Eukaryota, Viridiplantae, Streptophyta, Magnoliopsida, Brassicales, Cleomaceae. Gene Ontology annotation, molecular function: protein binding. The transcript has 5 exons. The record is from RefSeq and is a predicted model, not a curated record.
UUUAUUCAAUGCUUGUUGCUCUUGUUUUGUAAUUUUCUUUUCUUACUCGACGUUUCGAUGCUUGAGAAUCUGUUUGUAUGAAUGCCGACGUGAAGAACAUGACAUCGCUAGUUUGUUGUGUUGAUGAUCUGAUCUCUUUUUUUUUUUGGAUAUCUGAGUUUUUCUUCAUAUUCAGCUGGGUUGUUUAUAUGCUCGCUUAUUAUCUGGAUUAGUAUCCAUGUGCUCCAAUGAUUUAGCUUUUCAAGUGUUUGAAUUCGUAUACUGAUUGUUGUUUGUAUUUGUUUCCACCAUCUGGGUCCGGGGAAAUUUUUGAUUUCGUUAACAUUUUUCUGAAAUGUAAUACACAUUCCUUGUCGAAAAAGUUCCCGAGAAGUGUCGCGAUAAAACGCCAUUUUUCGUGUUACCCUUUUCUUUCGGAGUUAUGUGAGAAUGAGGUGCAGAGUUAAAAAGAGCAGAUGAUGUGUUUACACUUGAUCUCUGAACUUUCAGGUAAGUUCACUUGUUGAAAAUAUAUUUUACACUGAUGCUCUCCGGCUCAACCAGCGCCUAUGCGGCAUUGCUGGCAUCUCGGAUCUUGUUCUAAGGAUUUUUAUUACAGGAGCAAGGCUUCGUCAUCAGCCCCUCUGGACAGCACGCUUAGAAAAGGCGGAAAAAAUUUCUCUGACAUGCCUUGAGGAGAUUUAACAAACUUUAUGUUUCAUCAGGAUCCAGUUUGAGGUGAGAAUGCAUUACCAUGUCUCUUCUGCUAGCUUCCAUCUGCAUCUCCCAGCUAGUAUUGUCAGAAACACUAGUGUAAAAGCCACGGCUAGAGUAAAUGCCAGUAGAAGAAACCAUGAAAAGAAACUUCCCAGAAAUCUCCGUUAUCCUCGUCGCUCUAAGCUCCCUCCUGAUUUUGGUGUCAACUUGUUCUUGAAGAAACCUAAAAUUGACGACAAGGCUGGUAAUCCUGAUGAGGAAGUUGAGGAUGAGGCUCGACAUGAAGAACCAGAACCCGGGAAUGACAGUGUUGUCUGGGACCCAGAUGAGAUCGAGGCAAUAUCUUCUCUUUUUCGAAAUAGGAUCCCUCAGAAACCUGACAAAUUGAACAGAGAUAGGCCUCUGCCACUGACUCUUCCUCACAAAACAAGGCCUUUGGGGCUCCCAACUGUGAAGAAAAACAUCAAAUCUGUGGCAUCUUCGCGUGCCUCGGUGUCCAAGCGAGUGCAUAAGGACCCGAGUUUUCUCAUCAGGUUGGCCAGGGAGAUCAAACGCUUGCCUUCAGAUGCAGAUGUCUCUGUUGUGCUCAACAAGUGGGUUAAAUUCUUGCGAAAGGGGUCAUUGUCAUUGACAAUUCGGGAGCUGGGUCAUAUGGGAAUGCCUGAGAGAGCUUUACAGACAUUCUGUUGGGCGCAGAACCAAUCUCAUCUAUUCCCAGACGAUCGAACUCUUGCCUCCACUGUUCAGGUCUUGGCAAGGCACCACGAGCUGAAAGUGCCAUUUGAAUUCAACAAGUUCACUACUUUGGCUAGCAAGAAUGUGAUCGAGGCAAUGGUUAAAGGAUUUAUCCAAGGUGGGUGGCUGAAUCUAGCCCGGAAACUUCUCUUUUUCUCGAAGGUUAACAAGCGAAUGCUAGACCCGAGUGUUUACGUGAAGAUGAUUCUAGAAUUGGCUAAAAACCCUGACAAGUAUCAUCUGGUUACCGCCCUUCUCGACGAACUGAAAGAGAGGGAAGACCUUAGCUUGAGCCAUCAGGACUGCACAUCGGUUAUGAAGAUCAGUGUAAAAAUGGGCAGAUUCGAACUGGUGGAAAGCCUCUUUAACUGGUUCAAGCAGUCAGGAAGAGAACCAAGUGUUGUGAUGUACACUAUGAUAAUUCAUAGCCGUUUUUCGGAAAAGAAGUACCGAGAGGCAUUGCUUGUGGUGUGGGAAAUGGAAGAAUCAAACUGUCUUCUCGAUCUUCCAGCAUAUCGAGUAGUCAUUAAACUGUUCGUGGCCAUGAACGAUGUGUCGAGAGCAACGAGAUAUUACUUCAGGCUCAAGGAAGCUAGUUUCUCUCCGACAUAUGACAUAUAUCGUGAUAUGAUCUGUAUAUAUAUGGCUUCUGGUCGGGUGGCCAAGUGCAAGGAGAUUUGCAGGGAAGUUGAGGCUGCUGGGUUGAUGUUGGACAAAGACACUUCAACGAGGUUGUUGCAGCUCAUAGAGCAAACAAGGUACUUUUCAUAGAAGACUACUUCCCCUGUGUCUCUCACUGCCAAUGCUGCUGUGCUUCUCGUUCCGUAACGACCCUUUUUCGAUAUUCGAAGACGAGAGAAGAGAUGAACAAAUGCAAAGUAUCCCGAGAAUCAUUAUCACAGUUGCUUAACUUUAAAGGUUCUUUAGUUCUUACCAGCGGAGUGUCCACUUCGACGAACACAGAGCUCAGGUUGUAUUCCCAGUCAGUGUCACAAAUCCCGGGCAACCUGCUUUCUUCGGCUUUGACUCGGUCCUUCAUAAGCUUUUCAGCCAUCUCCUUCACGGUUGAAAUGCCUGCAGGAGUCGUCGUUCCUAUGUUACCUUAGGCCAUGGGGAAUCAAGUUUUGCGUUGGAGAGAACAUGAACACCAGCAACAACCUCUUGGAUGGCAACAGAUUCUCCUUUGGGUCUGUUGGAAAUAUAAACCAUCGAUCUCGAAGAAACAGAGCAUGCAUGGUUUUUUAUGAUCUCGGACAGAGGAGGAAGAAGAAACUUGCCUGUUAUGGUACUCGUCUCUGUUCUGGAGGAGGAUCAAUGGGUAUAAAGGAUGAGAUUGCCAUACAAAUGCUGCGAUGCACAUUUUUUUUUCAGGUUUUUUUUUUUUUUUGUUUGGCGUGAAAAGUUCAAAAGAUAAUACCAAGAACACAAUCUUCUAGAGCCUUUGUCUGGUAUA